Messenger RNA from Adelges cooleyi (spruce gall adelgid), 2149 nucleotides. RefSeq names its product asparagine synthetase [glutamine-hydrolyzing] (gene AsnS). The record is from RefSeq and is a predicted model, not a curated record. Bases 166 to 1836 code for a protein of 556 amino acids. Gene Ontology annotation, molecular function: asparagine synthase (glutamine-hydrolyzing) activity. Lineage: Eukaryota; Metazoa; Arthropoda; Insecta; Hemiptera; Adelgidae. Gene Ontology annotation, cellular component: cytosol. The transcript is spliced from 10 exons.
AAUGUUAUAAAUUCACUAGUGCGAGACUCACUGUUGGAGGAGAACGUUCGCUGAUAAGUCAUUCCGCAGCCACAUAUAUAACAUACAUAGAUGGUUUAAAAAGUUGAAUUUCCUUUUUCGCAGACGUACUACACUUGUAUAAGAUUUUUAUAAAAUAUUUCGAUCAUGUGCGGAAUUUGGGCACUUUUCGGUAUAAACGUGCAGUCGUUAUCCAAGUAUGACAAGACGUUUGCAAAAAUCUCACACCGUGGACCCGACGCCUGGCGGUUGGAAUAUGAUUUAAAAAUCAAAAACAUCUGCCUCGGAUUCCAUCGGUUAGCCAUCAUCGACAGCCUCUACGGUAUGCAACCCAUGAAGCUCCACCAACACCCGUACGUGUCUUUGAUAUGCAACGGCGAGAUUUUCAAUUGGAGACAGCUCGGUGAACAACACGGUUUCCAAUACGAGACAAAGUGCGACGUAGAAAGCGUUUUGCAACUUUACGGCGCUUUUGGAAUCGAUGAAACGCUUAGGCAGUUAGAUGCCGAGUACGCGUUCUGUUUGGUCGACUCGCAAAAGAGAAAAAUUUUUGUGGCCAGAGACCCUUACGGUGUGCGACCGUUGUUUUACCUCAUGUCUGACAGCGGUGUGAUGGGAAUAUCUUCGGAGGCCAAAGGUCUGACCACUUUGGUCAGAGAGCUUCAUCUCACCAAUUGGUCAAUAAAACCUUUUCCACCGGGCCAUUUGGCUGAAUUCGAUAUCUUGCCCGACGGUAAAACACAUUUGGUCUCCUUGAACAGGUUUUUUAAGAUUGAAGAACCGAUACUACCUCCAAUUCCACUCGAAGACGGGUUAAGCGAAGAAGCAGUGCACGCCAACAUCCGAAACCUGUUAACGGAGUCGGUCAGAAAGAGGAUGAUGGCCAACCGCCGGAUUGGUUGUUUGCUGUCCGGAGGAUUAGAUUCUAGUUUAAUCGCCGCCAUUCUGGUGAAUUUAUCCAAAGAACUAUGUCUUCCAUAUCCCAUCCAGACAUUUUCAAUUGGCAUGGAAGACAGUCCGGACAUAUUAGCGGCUAGACAAGUGGCCAAGUAUAUUGGGUCCGAACAUCACGAAGUGAUUUUCACCGCCGAAGAUGUGUUGAAGGUACUGAACGAAGUUAUUCACACACUGGAAACCGCGGACAUAACGACCAUCAGGGCCUCGUGUGGCAUGUAUUUGGUUUCACAAUACAUCAGAGAGCACACUGACACAACGGUAUUGUGCAGCGGAGAAGGAGCCGACGAGGUGGCCCAGGGAUACAUUUACUUCAGAGACGCUCCGAGUCCAGAUCACGCCCACAACGAAAGUCUCAGGCUAUUGAACGACAUCUACAUGUACGAUGGUCUUCGAGCCGACAGGACAACCGCUGCCCAUGGGCUCGAACUAAGGGUGCCGUUCUUGGACUUGCGCUUCACACAAUAUUAUCUCAGUCUGCCCAAAGGAAUGCGUCAGCCAUACAACCAAAUCGAAAAGUAUUUGCUACGUUCGGCUUUUGACGGCACAGGACUUUUGCCAAAUGAAGUUCUGUGGCGACACAAAGAAGCAUUUAGUGACGGUGUGACGACGGUGAAAAAAUCGCUUUUCAACAUCAUUCAAGAGUGGAUAGAUCCAAAAUACACGGAAGAAGAUUUGCAAAAAGCCUCUGAAAAGUAUCCACAUUGCCCGCCAAAUUCUAAAGAAUCUCUGUACUACCGCGAUAUGUUUGAAAACGACUACACUGGACUGGCCUCCAACUUUAUGCCUUACUAUUGGAUGCCAAAGUGGACUACAGUAAAAGAUCCAUCGGCGAGAUUCAUCAACCAUUACGCAGCCAAGUAACCUUCAAAUACAGCUCGAAAUGUGCAUAUUUUAAUCAUGUUAGUCAUGUGUUCAAUUAUACAAAUUCACGUGAAAAUGUUUAAUUAGUUUUAAAAGUGCUUUAUAAUAUAUGUAAUUGUUAUGUAUAACACGAUAGUGAUAAUUUAUAUAACAAUAAUUUCUUAUGCAAUUAAGAAUAUUUAUAAUGUAUGUAAAUACAUUAUUAAUAUAUGUCCAAGGUAUUUAAAAGUUGAUCCUUUUAAAUACUAUACAAACCACAGUUACCAAAUUAUUUGAGUACCCCACAUAGAGAUUAUAAUUUAUAUCACUAAAU